AUUGAGUAUACAGAUCAUUAUUUUGUGACCAUCCAAACCGACCCAGAACGUCUGAAGAAGGGAAUAUUCAGCAUGGAUUGUGUAGAUGGAGAUCCAUAUGUUAUAGAACUACAGAACAGUCACAAUGGAUACCAUCAGGAGAUCCGCGACUAUAUCACAACUGGAGUUACGAGGGUCAAUUUACAAUCGCUCUCGUCUAAACGGGUGGUGGAUAGCUUCAGUGGCAACAUGACCCUGUUGAGACCUGGAUGUAAUACAUGGGCUGUCACUGACGACUGCUGUCCAUACUUUUCUCACGACAUCGACCUGGAACUCCACAGGUAUGAUGGGUGUAAGGUGACUCUCGCCUCCCUCUGCAUGGAGAUGCUAAAGAAGUGGGUGGAAUGUUUCCAGGCAGCAAUGGAAGAAAGCUGUGUUCUCAAGAUCUACAUGUGGCUGGGAGAGGCAACUGAAGUGUGCGAUAAGGACCUACCUGAAAGUCUCCGGUUUGACUUCAUCGAUACAUCCAAUGUGGCAGAUAAAAUCGGUCUGGUCUCUGUGCUGAGUUGUUCUCGCGACAGACUGAAACAGCCUAACGGAGUGCUGAGGACAGAGAGUUUUGACUACACAAGAUUAGAAGGCGUCGUUUCAGUGGAAAGGUAUCUUUCUGGCUGCAUUGAUGUGCCAGUGUUGAUGUAUCCGACAGUGUUUGGUUUACACCUAGCUGAAGAACUCUCUCUUGGACAUGAGAGUGUCCCGCCAACUCAGUUUCCCCUACGUACAAAGUUGACCUUGAAAUGGAAAACAGCUCGGGAGCAGAAAAAUCUAACAGCUAUUACACUUGAUGAAAAAGCAUCAGACGCAGUAUCUGCAGCACUUGAAAAGGUGAAAACAUGUCCUGGUUUAGACGGUCAAGGCCCCUUAGGACAUGUCAUAAAGGCGUGCGUCAAAGGUGCAACGGAAAAUAUUCUGCAAAGGGUUCAGAAUUUUGCUAAAGCCCCGACGAAGAGCAAUACCCUGAUUGAGUACACAGAUCAUUACCUUGUGAUCAUCCAAACCGACCCAGAAUGUCUGAAGAAGGGGAUAUUCAGCAUGGAUUGUGUAGAUGGAGAUCCAUAUGUUAUAGAACUACAGAACAGCCACAAUGGAUACCAUCAGGAGAUCCGCGACUAUAUCACAACCGGAGUUACGAGGGUCAAUUUACAAUCGCUCUCGUCUAAACGGGUGGUGGAUAGCUUCAGUGGCAACAUGACCAUGUUGAAACCAGGAUGGAAUAUAUGGGUUGUCCCUGACGACUGCUGUCCAUACCUAUCUCAUGACAUCGACCUGGAACUCCACAGGUACGAUGGGUGUAAGGUGACUCUCGCCUCCCUCUGCAUGGAGAUGCUAAAGAAGUGGGUGGAAUGUUUCCAGGCAGCAAUGGAAGAUAGCUGUAUUCUCAAGAUCUACAUGUGGCUGGGAGAGGCAACCGAAGUGUGCGAGAAGGACCUGCCAGAAAGUCUCCGAUUUGAUUUCAUCGAUACAUCCAAUUUGGCAGAUAAAAUCGGUCUGGUCUCUGUGCUGAGUUGUUCUCGCGACAGACUGAAACAGCCUAACGGAGUGCUGAGGACAGAGAGUUUUGACUACACAAGAUUAAAAGGCGUCGUUUCAGUGGAAAGGUAUCUUUCUGGCUGCAUUGAUGUGCCAGUGUUGAUGUAUCCGACAGUGUUUGGUUUACACCUAGCUGAAGAACUCUCUCUUGGACAUGAGAGUCUCCCGCCUACUCAGUUUCCCCUACGUACAAAGUUGACCUUGAAAUGGAAAACAGCUCGGGAACAGAAAAAUCUAACAGCUAUUACACUUGAUGAAAAAGCAUCAGACGCAGUAUCUGCAGCACUUGAAAAGGUGAAAACAUGUCCUGGUUUAGACGGUCAAGGUCACUUAGGACAUAUCAUAAAGGCGUGUGUCAAAAGUGCAACGGAAAAUAUUCUGCAAAGGGUUCAGAAUUUUGCUAAAGCCACGACGAAAAGCAAUACCCUGGUUGAGUACAAAGAUCAUUACCUUGUGACCAUCCAAACCGACCCAGAAUGUUUGAAGAAGGGGAUAUUCAGCAUGGAUUGUGUAGAUGGAGAUCCAUAUGUUAUAGUUCUACAGAACAGCCACAAUGGCCAAUCAAGCUUUAGAGAAACGCUAAGUCUUUCAUGUGGCAUCGCUUUGAAGACAAGCAAAGUUAAAGUGUCAAGGAAGAGGGGGAGAAUUGAAGCUCAUCUUGUCAAGGAUGCUGACGUGACUCUCGGUGAACGAGUUUUGCCCUGGAACAAGCUCACCACAAGCUCUGUUGCUGAUCUCCGGAACUUUCCUCUCUCGGAAAGCGGUAAAGAAACAAUAGAGACGUACGUUGGAAGCAUGUGCCUCUCGUCUCCAGCGAGUCUGUCACACCACAUGUCGCCGAAAGAACAGCUUAGAUUUCUUAUGGCGUUCAUCUUGAUAAAGGCCCCGUUUUCAUUCGGGCUUCCAACACUCAUCACGAUUAGAGCUCAAAGUGUCACAAUUCAUGACAAGAGAGCAAACAACAUGCUUCGUUUGGAAGAUCUGAAGAUCCACGAGAACAAACCUACCCUAUUUUUGACGUUUUUCGAUUUUGACAAAGCUGCUAGUCUGGUUAGCCAAAAGAAAAUCACGAAUGAAGAAAUCUUACCAUGGAAACAAACGAAGAAGACAUGUGUGGAACUGGACCCCUCAUCUUCUCCAAAUCUUAGCAAGGGAUAUGCUUUAUUGGUGAAGCUUCUAGAAGUCAACUCCAUCCGAAUGAUUCAAGAUCAGCCUGAGGACAGAAGAUGGAUGACAAGAACCAUUCUGAGAGGGAGAUAUCCUUACAAGGAACUACAUGCUUUGAAGUAGGAGGAAGACCUGGCUGAAAUGUUUAUUUAAGGUGUUCCAGAAAAAAGGUACAUGAGGACAUUGGCGCGGAAUCUGGUUCUUUACCCGCCAAGCCCUGGUGCAGUUUGUGACAGUUGUGGUAGAUCUCAGAAGACUGUAAGGUGUUCGGGGUGCAGUCGGGUGUUCUACUGAGGCAGAAAAUAAAAUAGGAAAGCCUGGACAGUCCACGGGAACGUCUGUAAAUCUGCCUCAACACAUGCGUCGGCGUAUUCCAUCUUGAGUUUCACCUGAAAGCAAUAGUGAUACUGUGUGUAAGGUUAGAAUGUAGAUGUGCUACCGUCGUCUGAAAGGGGCUAAAUGCAGACCUACAGAUGUCAUUCAUCUUGGCAUAGUUUUGGGAAAGUUCAGAUAAUAGUUUAAGUAAGGACCUACAACACAUUUACCAUUGACAUAGUCUUGCUAUAAAUCAUUCUUAAAUAGGAUUUAUAUGUUUUCUAAGCAUCAGCAAAUUAUAUUAUCACAUAAAGCUGACAAUCUCCUAUCAAACAAUUUGGCUGGGUUUUUAAAUGUAAAACACGGGCAAUUGAGAAAAAAACCCAACCACCCGGCAAGAUGACUGACAAUCAUGUUACCUCUGUGCAUACUGGUUCAUUUAGCCUCGUCGUCUAUAACUGCUCCUACUCUAUACGUGCAAGUGAUAUCAUUAUUCUAAAAUCAUAUAUAAUUUGUAAUAAUGCAAUAUCAAAAGGAAAAUCUAUGGUGGAAGAUUAGUGGAUUCUAUAAUAAUGUCAUGCUGUAUUCAGCUAUAAUUCAGCAGAAUUUGGUCAGAUAAGCCCAGUAGUUGAUGUUUACGAUGACACACAACUAUCCAAAUACGACAGACUCUGGUCCUGGGGAUGUAGUAUGAAAUCCCAGUAGUUUACAUAUAUUUGUAAUCUAUGUAAUUUAUGUAUUUAUCAUAAUACGCAUUUCCAAUUGAACGCCAAUUAAAUGCAGUUCAGCAAUAGUAAGUGUUCAUAUACGAUUGUAAUACAAGGGUGGUAACUCUCGGAAUGUUUGGCCAGCUAGCCAUGAAGACAUUUUAGAUAUGGGGACGUUGAAAUAAAUAUGUUGAAUUUCGGUCCAACGGCAUAUGUGAUAUUGAUGUACCCUUUGCUGCUAGAGAGGUGUUAGAUCAUCUAGAUGUUAUGAUAAUGUUGGUAUGGGGGCAGGCCAAACAUCCAAAAACAUCAUGGCUGUAAUUUUGUGUAAUAAAAUCUCUUAUA
Molecule: messenger RNA, 4103 nt
Organism: Haliotis rubra (blacklip abalone)
Lineage: Eukaryota; Metazoa; Mollusca; Gastropoda; Lepetellida; Haliotidae
Exons: 21
Coding region: 73-2859 (928 amino acids)
Biological process (GO): regulation of transcription by RNA polymerase II
Cellular component (GO): nucleus
Molecular function (GO): DNA-binding transcription factor activity, RNA polymerase II-specific
Source: RefSeq, a predicted model, not a curated record